GGUAGAGUAACAUUGCCAAUUAAACAUGUCGGAUAACGGGGAAGUUGAAGACAAGCCACCAGCCCCUCCAAUGCGAAACACAAGCACCAUGAUUGGAGCAAGCUGUAAGGAUACAGGAACUCUGAACCAUGGCUCUAAGCCUCUACCCCCAAACCCCGAGGAGAAAAAGAAGAAAGACCGCUCCAUCAGGUCAAUCUUCCCAGGAGCUGGUGACAAGACAAAUAAAAAGAAGGAGCGACCAGAAAUUUCAUUGCCAUCAGACUUUGAACAUACUAUACAUGUUGGAUUUGAUGCAGUCACUGGAGAAUUCACUGUUGCAAUUAAGCAAAUGAAUUUGCAGCAACAGCCCAAAAAAGAAUUAAUUAUUAAUGAAAUUCUAGUCAUGAGGGAAAACAAGAACCCAAAUAUUGUUAACUACUUGGACAGUUACCUAGUUGGUGACGAGUUGUGGGUUGUAAUGGAGUACCUAGCAGGAGGAUCACUGACAGAUGUUGUAACAGAAACGUGCAUGGAUGAAGCACAGAUUGCUGCUGUUUGCCGAGAGUGCUUGCAAGCUCUGGAAUUCCUACAUUCAAAUCAAGUAAUACACAGAGACAUCAAGAGUGAUAAUAUUCUUCUAGGAAUGGAUGGUUCUGUUAAACUCACGGAUUUUGGGUUUUGUGCACAAAUUACGCCAGAACAGAGCAAGCGCAGCACUAUGGUAGGGACACCAUACUGGAUGGCUCCAGAGGUGGUGACAAGAAAAGCUUAUGGUCCUAAAGUUGAUAUCUGGUCAUUAGGAAUCAUGGCCAUUGAAAUGAUAGAAGGAGAGCCUCCAUAUCUCAAUGAGAACCCACUGAGGGCUCUUUAUCUCAUUGCAACAAAUGGCACUCCAGAGUUGCAGAACCCUGAAAAACUCUCCCCAAUAUUCAGAGAUUUUCUUAAUCGGUGCUUGGAAAUGGAUGUGGAGAAGAGAGGAUCAGCUAAGGAACUUUUACAGCACCAGUUUUUGAAAGUAGCCAAACCACUGUCAAGUCUUACCCCUCUCAUUCUGGCAGCAAAGGAGGCAGCAAAAAACAACCGUUAAUCCUCUUCCUCAAUCCUGAGCUCAUUGGUACACUUUAACUGUGGCAGGCCUUCUGUUUCAAAUUUCAGUAGCUACAGGAAUUGAUCAUGGCAGGGCCAUGAUGAAUGGUAGACUUACAUGUUUGAAGGAAGAACAAAACAAAAUGCAAACUGCUGAACAUUGUAAAUUUCGGCGUCUUUAAAGGGUGUGAACAUUGUGAAUUGUUCUCAAGGAAGGGCAUCCUGAAUCAUGGCUUAAUGUAGCAAAAUCCUGAUUGAUUCGUAUGCUUCCAGGACAUCAUUCAUUUCUUAAGAAAAAAGAUAUUAAUAAAUUUGACUUAAUUGCUUUCUUAUUCCCAGUUAAAACUUUUUUUUUUAAAUGUAAGCCUAAUAUUGUGAAAUUUUGUGAAGAAUAGCACAUUUAUAUGAUGUCUUUUUCUUUUUUUUUAAACCAGUAAAUGUCUGGAAUAGAUCAGGGUAAGAUUUUUUUUAGAAUAUAAUAACAUUAGUUAUGUUUUGGAAUAAUACAAUUACUCAAAUGUCUACUAAAGGAUUGAGGAUACAUCAUCUGACUUGUUUUCACAAAGGAUUUAGUUCCGUUGGAAGUAGUACAGCAAAAGAACUACAAUAGAUGGUACACACUGUAUUUUAGAGAAGCCACAGUGGAAUGAAUCACAGGAUUUCCUGUGUUGUCAUGUUCUCUGAAGUUGUUUUAUUAUAUAUAUAUAUUUAUAUGUAUGUAUAAAUCUUAUAUACAGACUUGACUAGGUGUCAUCUCUUUGAGAUGCAGCAGAUCUCUUGUUAAAGAGAGUAAAAUCAGUUUUGAUUUAAUUGCACAAAUGUUUUAAAUGUGAAAAAAAACAUUACUAAUACAUCCUGGAAAAUUAAACUUACCUGGAUUUUUUUUAGUGACUGAUCCACGUGCACUAACAGUUUUAAUGCUUUUGGAAGAGAGAAUGAAUCUGGACAUUUUUCCUCUUCCUCUUUUUAUUUAAGAAUGUGGCUAGCUGAAAUAUUGAGUUUUUUCCUUAAUUUUUGUAAUAAUUAUGAUUUUUAUACCUUCAUCUUGGUACUGGCAUGUUUCCAUUUUGUUUGCAUGCCUGUUCAUUAUCUUAAAUCUUGGGGAGAAAAAGUUCUGAAUGGUUCAGCAUAUUUGAGAGGAUUUAAAAAAACGUUAGCUUUCCUAUUUUCCUGCAUUAGCUAUCACUGGUUCUAAAGAAACAUAAUUUGAUUUUCACUUAGACCUCUGUAAUUCAGUGCUCCCUGAACACAUUAGUGUCGUUCAUUCAAAAGGUAUAUGCACUUAUUGUUUUUCUUUCUUCUAGAAAAAAAUUACUAAUUUCCCUGUUGAUGUAUGUCAGGAGAAGUUACUACACUAUUCCAUAACUGGCAUUCAUAUUACAUGUAUUUUGAUUUUAUAAGUCGGUAGAGGUAUGAAAUGCAAUGAAUCACUCAAAUUACAUUGUAUUGUCUAGUGUUGUUUCAUUGUUUGCCAUUUCUUUCUUCGUACAAAUCCCAAAAAAGUCAUUUUUAUUAAUAUGACUGCCAGAAAACGAAAAGAAAAGAUAUAUUUUAGUUUGUGCAGAAAUAUCUACAUUUAUAUAAUCUAUAACCUGCAGUGCUGAAGUUCAUAGGUAUUUGAUUUAUUUUGUCUAAUUUUAUGGUGUACCAAAUAUUUGUAUCAUUGGGUGCAGUUCAAACUUGAGAUUAUCAUUUAUUGUGCCUAUAUAACUGUAGCCAAAUUGGUUUCUAAGGAAUUAAUUUACUUAGACAUGACAUUUACUGCUCUGCAUUUUCUGUGUCCAGUAUUGGUCAGUGAUGUUUAAAUUAAUAUCCUCUGCCCAUAGCUUACUUUAUUCAUGGUACUACAGUUCAUUGCCUAUUAAAAGCUGUCCAUGGUGCUGAAAUUUGUUAAAGAUUAUUUUGUGUGUCAAAUUCCAUUAAAUGGUACUGAAUAUUGGUUUAGGUUUUACUGUAUUUUGAGUUUCAUCUGCAUACAUCAAAUACCAUAUUCAGUCUUUUACCCUUUUCAGAGCUGUCUAUUUUGCUGCUAACCCACCUAUAUGGCACAUAAUUCCGUGUGUGUGAAUGUCAAACCUAGCAAGUAAAACACAUGGGUCAGAUGUGCCUGGAUUCCUGAUACUUUGUACCUGCAGGCAUUGACUCUGCAGGGCUCAGAUCUCUGCAUGUUGCUCAGGACUGUUCCUACAUUUAUACUGAAAAUUUUUUAGUUGUUUUUUAAUAAAUUAUUUUUGGGUUCAAUAUUAAAAUGUUUUCUUAAAUUCUUUUAAAUAGAGAAUGUUGAACAAGUUUUUGUGAGUACAAUGACAAUACUUUUUGUGGGUGCAAUUCCCUAAACCUUUUAAAAAUAUUUAUUUAAGCAAUAUGAUUUUAAAAUGAAUUAAUGGGGUAAUAAUGGCACAGAUUUAUACCAAGAGUGGCUGGAUCUCUGUUUUCUGAAUAAAGUUGUGUCCUUUCUAA
Molecule: messenger RNA, 3525 nt
Organism: Polypterus senegalus (gray bichir)
Lineage: Eukaryota; Metazoa; Chordata; Cladistia; Polypteriformes; Polypteridae
Gene: pak1
Product: p21 protein (Cdc42/Rac)-activated kinase 1
Exons: 8
Coding region: 26-1066 (346 amino acids)
Biological process (GO): intracellular signal transduction; regulation of MAPK cascade; regulation of axonogenesis
Cellular component (GO): cytoplasm
Molecular function (GO): protein serine/threonine kinase activity; ATP binding
Source: RefSeq, a predicted model, not a curated record